AUGCCUGAAGAGGAAGUGGAUAACAAGAAGCCAUCUGAGAUUAACAGUUUCCAUGACAUGAUCAGGAGUAGUAAACAUGUGUUGAAUAUGGAAGCGGUUGAGUUGAGCAAGAAGAGGAAGUUUCAGACAGAUCAAUCGGAGUUAUCAUUGUUACCUCUUUCGAAGCAUACUUGUUUUGCAAAUAGUUACGACAGUAUCAAUGUCAGAUCAGAGCUUGAUUCAGAGUCUUAUGUGAACUCGACUUCUAUGGAAUGUGAAAAUGAGACUGAAAUGAAAGAGGAAUCAUCAGGAUCGUGCAGUGAAGACAAGAUGAUCUCUUUUGAUAGUCAUCUCGAUUUCAUCUAUGGCACCCAAAACCUAGAGGAUUUUUCAGACAAAGACAUUGAAAACAUUAUCUAUCUUGAUGAAGAAGAAGAAGCUAAAGGAUGUAGUAGUGCUUCUAACUUUGUUCUGUCCUCUGGGAGAUGGACUGUUGACCGAGAUUCUACUCAGCAUGGCACAAAGAAGCCUACGAUCGAUCAAGAAUUCGAGCAAUACUUCUCAACGCUAAUGUUGUGA
Messenger RNA from Eruca vesicaria subsp. sativa (arugula), 558 nucleotides. Lineage: Eukaryota; Viridiplantae; Streptophyta; Magnoliopsida; Brassicales; Brassicaceae. The record is from the annotation of a GenBank genome assembly.